Messenger RNA from Homarus americanus (American lobster), 1422 nucleotides. RefSeq lists its product as uncharacterized. The transcript has 6 exons. Bases 1 to 1221 code for a protein of 406 amino acids. NCBI's taxonomy places the organism in Eukaryota, Metazoa, Arthropoda, Malacostraca, Decapoda, Nephropidae. Gene Ontology annotation, cellular component: membrane. Gene Ontology annotation, molecular function: glutamate-gated receptor activity. The record is from RefSeq and is a predicted model, not a curated record.
AUGAAUGUCGAGGCGUUGGUUCUCUUCUGUCUUGUCGCUCGUGUCCUGGCUGGUGCUGGACGGGACGUGGACGGUGCUAGACGGGACUUGGACGGUGCUGGACGGGACGUGGACGGUGACGGACGGGAGGUUGACGGAGUGGGAGGCCGGCAAGUGACCGAAGUGGACGGCUAUUUGAACACGGUGGAGCAGCUGGUGACGCAGGUGGUGGAGGAGGACCUGGGUAGAUGCCAUCUGGUGGUGGUUCACGCCGGAGACACCUCACCCCUCCUGCACCACACACUCAGACGUUUGUGGGGCGUGGUGAGAGUUGGCGUGGUGAUGGUGGAGGCGAGGGCGGCGGUGGAGCAACGGGCGGCAGCACAGGAUCACCUCCUUCGGGAACUCUGGGGGGAAGCUAAGUUCACCUGUCGUGCCCUUGUGUUGGAUCUCACCAGUAACGACAAAGAUGAUGACACGCUUCUUAUAUUAAGGUUACUGGAGACAGUAGGGUUGUGGCAGCUGCCUGAGACGCGGGUGGUGGUGGUGGGAGGGAGGACCGAAGUGCAGGUUGUCCUUCUCCACCAUAGUCUCCGGAACACACUCCACGCUCUCUACUUCGCCCUCCACACUCACACACUCCACCGCCCCAAUCCACCCACUCGCCAGGCACGAGGACGUCUGGAGGAGGCGGUAGAGGUGUUCCGACGGUGUAUGUACUGCAGGAGUGGUCAAGCUGGGGUCCUGUCGGUGGUCGUCUGGGAUCCCGUCACCGCUCCUCACCUCGGUCCUCUUUUCCCCGCAGUAGCAGCAGGAGGCGGUACAGAAGACAUCAUGGGCCACAAGUUCCGUGUUGUGGUCAGGAGGUAUUUCCCCACCAUCGAUUUUCACCGUGUGGGUAAGGGGACGGACACCCUCGUCUCACUCAGAGACUCCCUCAACACACGUAUGCUACAAGCCAUCACUCCUCACCUCAACAUCACGUACGAGCUACACGAGGCGUGGGACGGGGAGUGGGGUGCAUUAGGUAGUGACGGUAACUGGAGUGGGCUGGUGGGGACACUGCAGCACCAGAAGGCUGAUUUCUCCACCACCAUCACCCCCACAGCCCCGAGACUCCUCGUAAUGGAACACAUCAGGAUCUACGCCUCAGACCCUUUCAUCAUCAUCUCUGCAAAGCCCCGGCCAUUAGCCCCGUCCCAGGCCCUCAUUACGCCCUUCACAGGCGAGUUCAAAAGUUAAUUCACUUCAGCUUCUCUCUCACAUGACGUGUAAACAAAUGAAUUACUAAACCAUUUAAGCAUAACCCGUCACUUAACAGAUCAGUCAGUCACUAAUCACACUUGACAGAUAAGUUCCUCAUUUAGUGCUUCCAGUCAGUGACACGUGCAAGUUGUGUCUGAUCGAUAACACUCAUGACACCUUCAGGGAAACUAUUACAAG